AUGGACGCGCGACCGCCAGUGAGCGGGCAGCAAGGGGGGCCGUCAGUCAAGAAUGCCGGAAAGAGACGCACAGCAGACCGAGCCGCCCGCGGAGGCGAGCAGCAGAGGAGAGCAGAUCCCCCCUCAGACAAGACACAAUACCUCCGGACAGCAAGCCCCAAACACCCACACCACUUUUCCUCGACGGUGCCGGACCAACGAGAAGGACCAUCCAAAACGAGCAACACCUGCAUCCCUGUAAUUCCUCUCCACCUGCACCACAAGACUGCAGCAAGCAGGAAGAGAAUGGGAAAUGCCAGAGCAGAGCCCAGGAGGACCGUGGACAGACGAGCAGCAGGGAAACAGCAGGCCAGGCAAAGAAGCCACGAGGACCAGGUAAGGAUGACCGGAAAUAUCGACAUGCGAGUCGCUAAAAAAUUUACGGGAUGGAGGAAGGUGAUUAGGGGGGUUUAA
Pelobates cultripes (western spadefoot toad) is the source of this 453-nucleotide messenger RNA. The record is from the annotation of a GenBank genome assembly. NCBI's taxonomy places the organism in Eukaryota, Metazoa, Chordata, Amphibia, Anura, Pelobatidae.